Molecule: messenger RNA, 3290 nt
Organism: Pseudomyrmex gracilis
Lineage: Eukaryota; Metazoa; Arthropoda; Insecta; Hymenoptera; Formicidae
Gene: Mcm2
Product: DNA replication licensing factor Mcm2
Exons: 15
Coding region: 525-3161 (878 amino acids)
Biological process (GO): double-strand break repair via break-induced replication; DNA replication; mitotic DNA replication initiation
Cellular component (GO): nucleus; MCM complex
Molecular function (GO): single-stranded DNA binding; 3'-5' DNA helicase activity; single-stranded DNA helicase activity
Source: RefSeq, a predicted model, not a curated record
GACCUGUUCCUUGUGCGUUUGCGCUUGCGAUCAAUUGUAUUGUCUCUUCAAUGAGAGAAAAGUCCGCGGUCUGCGCAUAGGGGUGGAAUAGUGAACAGAGUGAUGAGAGCGUUCCGCACUAACGACCUGGUGCAAACAGUACAGCACUGGAGGAGUGGGGGUUCGCGGAUCUUUCUCUCAUUGAAAAGACAAUAGAACAGGCUUCUCUCUGCUGGAACAGUACUGGCAGCGACAGACUGCGUUCCAAAAACUAUUGAUCAAAAGCAGCGUUUGCUGAUCGACCAAUCAGAUUACAAAAACCUUUGCUCUUUCUUUUUGCCCCCAGAUUUAAAUCACCGCUGUUCUAACUGACGAGUACAUUUUUGGAACGCAGCCAAAGUAUAAAGCAUUCCCGCCAAAUACACGUGCAAACGCAUUGUGUUUAGCUUUGUGAUUGAUGUGAGUUAAAUUGAACAGAGUUGUGUUAGUUGUGUUAGAAGGAAUUUAUUUUUUGGCAAAAAUAUCCUAGAGAAGAAAGAACAACAAUGAGUCAAUCAAGUUCUCCUGUGCGUUCUGAACGACAUACUGAUGCAAUGACUUCUCCUGCACCUGAUAUAGAGGAGCCAUUUGAAAAUGAAUCUGAUUUGCUUGGUGAGGAAAAUGAUGUUAAUAAUGAGGAAGAAGAAGAAGAGGGAGAGGAACUGUUUGGAGAUAAUAUGGAAGCCGAUUAUCGGCCUAUGUCAGCACUAGACAGAUACGAUCCCAAUCUACUUGAUGAUGAAGAAUAUUCAGAUAUGUCUCAGAACGAACGUGUAGCUGCAGAAGCAGAAAUGCGAAAGAGAGAUCGUGCAGCUGGUAUUGUAAGGGAUGGUCGCGAUCUUCUUUAUGAUGAAACUGAUGACGAAGAUGUGCAGGCACGCAAACGACGUAUGGCUGAAAAAGCUGCUACUGGUAUAAUAGAGGAUGCAGAGAUGAUCGAAUCUAUUGAAAAUUUAGAAGAUACUAAAGGACAUUCAGUAAAGGAUUGGGUAAUGAUGUUGGGACCACGAACGGAAAUUUCGAAUCGCUUCAAAAGCUUUCUUCGCACUCAUACAAAUUCCAAAGGACAAUAUAUGUAUAAAGAACGUAUUCGUCACAUGUGCGAAAGUAAUCAGUCCAGUUUUAUAGUGGAAUUUCCCAUUCUUGCCAGUAAGGAACAUGUUUUGGCUUACUUUUUGCCAGAAGCGCCAUUUCAAAUGCUCGAGAUAUUUGACGAAGUCGCAAAAGAACUGGUACUGACCAUUUUUCCCAGCUACGAGAGAGUUACGUCAGAAAUUCACGUCAGAAUAUCGGAGUUGCCGUUGAUAGAAGAAUUGCGCACGUUCAGAAAACUUCACUUAAAUCAAUUGGUACGAACUCUUGGAGUUGUAACGGCGACUACAGGUGUUUUGCCACAGUUGUCAGUAGUGAAAUAUGACUGUACCAAGUGCAGCUAUGUUCUAGGACCAUUUGUUCAAUCUCAGAAUACAGAAGUCAAGCCAGGUUCGUGUCCCGAAUGUCAAAGUAUCGGUCCAUUCAUGAUCAAUAUGGAACAAACUAUAUACAGGAAUUACCAAAGAAUAACAAUACAAGAAUCCCCUGGCAGAAUACCUGCCGGUAGAAUACCUCGCAGUAAAGAUUGCAUUUUGCUGUCCGAUCUCUGUGAUCGUUGCAAACCGGGAGACGAAAUAGACGUUACCGCUAUUUAUACUAAUAAUUACGAUGGUUCUCUGAAUACUGAACAGGGAUUUCCAGUAUUUUCCACAGUAUUAUUGGCCAAUCACUUGUUUGUCAAAGACUCAAAGGAGAUCGUGGAGUCACUUACGGAAGAGGACGUUACGAGCAUAAUUGCUCUGAGUAAAGAUCAGAGAAUCGCAGAACGUAUAGUAGCGAGUAUCGCACCUUCGAUUUACGGACAUGAGAAUAUCAAGAGAGCCUUGGCACUGUCGAUAUUUGGUGGCGAAUCAAAGAAUCCUGGUGGUAAGCACAAACUACGCGGCGACAUAAAUAUUCUGCUGUGCGGAGAUCCUGGCACCGCCAAAUCGCAAUUCUUAAAAUAUGUUGAGAAGAUUGCGCCCAGAGUGGUCUUCACGACAGGUCAGGGCGCUUCGGCUGUUGGUCUAACCGCUUAUGUAAGGAGGUCACCUGUCAGCAGAGAAUGGACUUUAGAGGCUGGAGCUUUGGUCCUCGCCGAUCACGGGAUAUGUCUCAUCGAUGAGUUUGACAAAAUGAACGAUCAGGACAGAACCUCCAUCCAUGAAGCUAUGGAGCAGCAAAGCAUUUCUAUCUCCAAAGCUGGUAUCGUGGCGUCUCUUCAUGCCAGAUGCGCUGUAAUAGCGGCAUCUAAUCCUAUAGGCGGUCGAUACGAUCCUAGUAUGACCUUCGCAGAAAAUGUAGAUCUGUCGGAACCGAUUCUGUCUCGAUUCGACGUGUUGUGCAUAGUGAAAGAUGAAGUCGAUCCUAUGCAGGAUCGUCACUUGGCAAAGUUCGUCGUUAACUCUCACAUCAAGCAUCAUCCGACGUGCACGGAGAGAACGCAGGCCGUGGAAUUAGAUCCCGCCACGCAGGAUCUGUACAUUCCACAAGAUCUUCUCAAAAAGUAUAUCGUUUAUGCGAAGCAGAACGUGCAUCCAAAGCUGUUCAACGAUCACGACAAAAUUCCAAAAUUGUAUAGUCAGUUGAGACAGGAGAGCUUGUCAACUGGAAGCUUGCCGAUCACUGUGCGUCAUAUAGAAAGCAUUAUUCGCAUGUCGGAGGCUAGCGCCAAGAUGCACUUAAGAGAUCACGUUCAAGAGAGCGACAUGAAUUUUGCUAUUAGAAUAGUUCUCGACAGUUUCGUCGAUACGCAAAAAUAUUCCGUUAUGAAAUCUAUGCGUCAGACGUUCCAGAAAUAUUUAUCAUAUAAGAAAGAUCACAACGAACUCUUGUACUACAUACUACGAAAUAUCACUUUGGAUACUUUAGGAUUUCAAAAAGCUAAGUACGGCGGACACAUCUCGACCGUCGAAAUAUCGGAGAAGGAUCUGUUGGAAAGGGCGAAGCAAAUUGGUUUACACAAUCUGCAUACAUUUUAUGAUAGUGAUAUUUUCAAACUAAAUAAUUUUACUUAUGAGCCAAGGAGAAAAGUAAUAGUGCAGACUUUGCCAGAAGGCAUCGAAGAUUGAUUUGGAAAGCAUAUUUUUUUUUUUUUGAGAUCACGUGUGUAACUAAACAGUUCUUUUAAACAAUUUUAUGUGUAAAAACUUUUAUAUUUUCGCCGUAUUGAAAUACUCGAUAAAAAUAAUUAACAUUUU